Galendromus occidentalis (western predatory mite) is the source of this 1653-nucleotide messenger RNA. RefSeq names its product protein odr-4 homolog. NCBI's taxonomy places the organism in Eukaryota, Metazoa, Arthropoda, Arachnida, Mesostigmata, Phytoseiidae. Gene Ontology annotation, cellular component: endomembrane system. Gene Ontology annotation, biological process: intracellular protein localization. The coding region runs from base 300 to 1589 and encodes 429 amino acids. The transcript is spliced from 8 exons. The record is from RefSeq and is a predicted model, not a curated record.
UUCACUCUCCUGUCGACAGAUUGUUUUUCUGUGAAAUUUUCUCGGCCCCGUUCCCUUGUUGCAAGAAGUUUGACAUACGAAAGCUCCGUGCAUUGUAUGUGAGCAUUCUCGAAACGGAACGAAGUGUACGGCGUGCAACCGUAAACUGGGCGAGGGCAAGUCCAUGCCUACCCGGUGAGGAGCAGGCAACUUGGCCGUGGUGGUGCGGUGGAGUCGAGGCUGUUGUCGAACAGCUGGUUGAGAUCGAGAGAGACGAUCAGCAAACAUUCCUCGGCACUUAGACUGAACUUCAUCCGGGCAUGAAAGUCCUGGCCUAUGAUGAAGCCUUCGCGGCCAGUUUGCACAAGUUGCCAGUGCUAAGCGAUCCCAAGGAGCUCAAGCUUGGAGUGGUCAUCGGCAUCCCUGGACCGAAACAAGCAGUAUUGGUGCAUGUCGCUCUGACUCCCCCCCUGGAGAAACCCACGGACAAAUUGGAUCAAUGGGUCGCUCAGCACGCAAAACAAGUUUCCCGCAUGCUACCAGGCGGUGUCGAUGUGCUGGGAGUUGUAGCUCUGUGCUCACCGGACGUAUUCGAGAAGCAGAAAUCUCUUGUCAAGCAGGCGUUGUCAUCAGUUCAUAAAACGUUGGCCAAAACACAUCAGCUGCAGGAUUAUCCUCAACGCGUGUUGCUUCACAUUGACCCGAACUCUUUCAAAUUGUCCUCUCGCCUGAUAGAUAGCUCGAACUUCAGUGGGAACGGAUUCCCACAAGAUGCCAAGCAGGUCAAGAAUUGCACGAAUUUCACGGUUCUGGAGAGUUUCCUGCCCCUGCACUUCUUGGGCCAUAUUUCCGACGAGGUUGUCGGUCAGAGUCUCCAAAAACAGCUCGCAUCCACUCUCAAGUUCAUCGAAGAUGCCGUGAGCAGCGGCGACGUACUAAUCGAGGGUCAAGAGAUUACACCCGAGGCAACGCUGAGCUCCUUUAGCUCAGAGAACGAAGGAGAACUCCGAGUACAGUUCGCGGUCAGACAGAUCAAACCGCAGCCUUGUGGGGCGAUUCCUCUGACGACUUGCGGAGCCACGGUCUCGAUUCGUGGCGGCUUCCAGGUGCGAGCCAUCGUUCAGUCGAAAGCUACGAGCGAAGAAGCCAUCAAUGCCAUCAAGCAAGAUGCGGUCAGAAAUCUUCGAUCAAGAUGUGGGAUGCACUGUGAAGAUCUUCUAGUCAUCGAAGAUGAACAGAGAGAUCCCUCGAUGACGCAUGAACUACCGAAAAGGAUUUUCCUCCGGAGAUCGCAUUGCCCCUCAACUGUGCCCUUCUGCGACUUCGUCUUCCACGGAGACGACCCCAAUGACAGUCUCCAAGCAUUUCUCGAAAUUCUCGGACUUGAAGUCAAGCCAGAGUACAUAGAGAGGAACAGUGAAAAGGCUCCACGAGGAGACAUUCAGGACGCCAGGGAUGCCGCUCAAGUAGAAGAAAUGGUCGAAGAUAUCAUCUGCGAGGGCGCGAAACAGUUACAGAAGGAUCCUUCGAACAUAAUAAAACUGGGACUCGCGUGCUCGGUCGCAGUGCUCGCGAUGCUGGUCGCAUACAUUCUACUCGUCCGACACUAAGCUUGCCCAAUUAAUUUUUAUGCGGAAGUUUAUAAGGAGAAUGGUAUAAAUUUGUACUUGUCGA